CUAAAUUUCACUCCGUUCCGAUUCAGAACUGUUCGAACCUCCGCCGGUGAAAUUGCUUACACACUACAGGUAUUGACGAACUUCGCCAUCUCCGUCACCGACGAUGGAUUCUCCGGCGAACACAAUCAAUCCGUACAAGCGUCUCAAGGAAGAGUUUGUGAGCAAUUUAACAGGAACUUCAAUGACGGAGUUAUUCCUUCUCAUUACCACUCUCUCGAUGCUCCUCUUUCUACGUUCGGUAUAUUCCAGUUCCAAAAAAGAGACCUUGUCAAAGAAAGAUGAUAACGUUAAUGCAGUUGUUUGUAAGAAGAACAUGGGAUCACAUCUUGCUUCAGCGACUCUUGACGUCCUCUGCAUUGUAUUUCCAGUCAUUUUAUGUUUAACUAUUCUGGCAGAUUGGACAUAUACUAAUGCAGUUGGGAUGACCUUAUUGGUGACAUUCUUUAUUUUAGCUAGAAGAUCUGGAUUUUCUGUUUCUCAGGAAGAGGGGGUCCGAUCUCUUAGGACAAAUAUAUCUGCAUACAGGGUUGCUAUGAAUUUUCUGACAUGCAUAUGUAUUCUGGCUGUUGACUUCAAGAUAUUUCCUAGAAGAUAUGCUAAAACAGAGACCUACGGUACUGGCUUGAUGGACAUUGGAGUAGGUUCGUUUAUUGUGGCAAAUGCGUUGGUUUCACGACAAGCACGUGGAAUUGCAAAAACGAAUUUGAGAAAUGCAAUUUCUUCAACUUGUCCACUCAUAGUCCUGGGGUUUGCUCGAAUCUUUUUCACUUCAAGUGUUGAUUAUCAGGUUCACGUUGGUGAAUAUGGUGUGCACUGGAAUUUCUUUUUCACUCUUGCUGGUGUAGCAAUUUUGACAUCGAUAAUUAAUCUUCAACCGAGUUAUUGUGGAAUUCUGGGGUGGUUUAUUCUAGUAGUAUAUGAGGUCAUCCUGUUGCUUGGGCUAAAUGAAUAUCUUCUUUCAAAUGAACGAGGACAUGACAUCAUCAGUCAAAACAAAGAAGGGAUUUUUAGCAUUUUUGGUUAUUGGGGGUUGUACCUUGUUUGUGUCCAACUAGGCAACUAUCUUUUCUUUGGAAAACCUGGAGAUGCUGUGUUGAGGACAAACGAUUGGGCAAGGAUUAGAGUCUGGAUUAUCUGUCUUCUAUUCUGGUUGUUGACCGUUUUGCUAGAUAGGCAUGUUGAGAGGGUUUCUCGCAGAAUGUGCAACCUGGCUUAUGUUACUGUAGUAUUGGCUAUGAACCUUCAGGUUUUUGCAGUUUUAACUCUAGCUGAUUAUGUACCUGGAUAUAAAGUUGCUGCAUUGAUAGAAUAUUUCGACCGAAAUCUACUGGGCUCUUUUCUUCUGGCUAACGUGCUAACUGGAAUGGUUAAUCUUUCCAUGGAUACCCUCUCUGUCUCACCAUUCGUUGCCCUUGCUAUCUUGGUUGGAUAUGCAUACAUUUUAUCUAUUGCCGCAGCAGUUGCACAUUUUUAUGGUAUUCGAUUGAAGUUUUGGUAGUGGAGCUUGUUCUAGUGUGUACUCUAAUUCAAAAUC
This is a messenger RNA of Solanum verrucosum, 1534 nucleotides long. RefSeq lists its product as uncharacterized. The record is from RefSeq and is a predicted model, not a curated record. The transcript is spliced from 16 exons. Bases 104 to 1498 code for a protein of 464 amino acids. Gene Ontology annotation, cellular component: membrane; endoplasmic reticulum. Lineage: Eukaryota; Viridiplantae; Streptophyta; Magnoliopsida; Solanales; Solanaceae. Gene Ontology annotation, molecular function: glucosaminyl-phosphatidylinositol O-acyltransferase activity. Gene Ontology annotation, biological process: protein localization to plasma membrane; GPI anchor biosynthetic process.